AUGGUUUCUUUCAAGUCUCUCCUCCUCGCCGCCACGGCCGUGACCUCUGCUCUUGGUCGUCCUUUCGACUUUCUCGACCAGGACAACGGCAACUCGACCGACGCUCUCGAGAGGCGCCAGAUCACCCCCAACAGUGAAGGCACCCACAACGGCUACUUUUACUCUUGGUGGUCCGAUGGUGGCGGCCAGGCUACCUACACCAUGCUCGAGGGCAGCCGUUACCAAGUGAGCUGGAGAAACACUGGCAACUUUGUUGGCGGCAAGGGAUGGAACCCGGGCAACGGCCGCACCAUCAACUAUGGCGGUUCCUUCAACCCCCAGGGCAACGGAUACCUCGCCGUCUACGGCUGGACUCGCAACCCUCUCGUCGAGUACUACGUGAUCGAAUCCUACGGCACCUACAACCCCAGCAGCGGCGCCCAGUACAAGGGCAGCGUCCAGACCGACGGGGGCACCUACAACAUUUAUGUUUCCACCCGCUACAACCAGCCCUCCAUCGACGGCACCAGGACUUUCCAGCAGUACUGGAGCGUACGCACCUCGAAGCGUGUCGGUGGCUCCGUCAACAUGCAAAACCACUUUAACGCCUGGGCCAGAUAUGGCAUGAACCUCGGCCAGCACUACUACCAGAUUGUCGCCACCGAGGGCUACCAGAGCAGCGGCAACUCUGACAUUUAUGUCCAGACACACUAGUGGCGGUGGUCAAUGAUGGGGGA
Molecule: messenger RNA, 716 nt
Organism: Podospora pseudocomata
Lineage: Eukaryota; Fungi; Ascomycota; Sordariomycetes; Sordariales; Podosporaceae
Exons: 2
Coding region: 1-693 (230 amino acids)
Biological process (GO): xylan catabolic process
Molecular function (GO): hydrolase activity, hydrolyzing O-glycosyl compounds
Source: RefSeq, a predicted model, not a curated record